AGUAAGUAUCGAGUUAGCACCCUCUAUUAGAACUAAAUCGCUUUAAGUGUAAAUACACUUUACUAUAAUGCUAUUAGUAUUGGCUGUCCCAGAUUACGAAGUGAGCCCCCUAACGAAUGAUGACCAUACUUUUUAAUUAGCGACUGUGCCGAAAGACUACAUUCUGAAUAUUACGACCGCAGUGUGUGCUGUUUACAGAAGUAUGGGACAACAGAAUGAAAACAUCUUCUCGGAGAGAUGGUUCGGAAAUAUUUCGUUUCCGUGGUGAAGUGAGAGGCAGACAAUAAAUAAACAAUGCCUCGAAGGAAGCAGCAAACACCGAAGCGAUUGAAGACUGGUAAGGAGUCAGAUGAUGACCAGGAUGAUGAUCAUAUAUCCAGCGACGAGGAGAAACUGGAAACGGACUCAACUCGUGCUUCAACACCUCAAACACCGCCAAUUGUUGAAUCACCGCUACGGAGCUUAUCACUUAUGGUUGGCGAGACUUCAUCUGCCAACUUCAAAAAAGAACUUUUUAAAGAUAAAGAACAAGUUGUGCCUACCCAAGAUAUACCGUUGGAUUUUACCGUCAAAUCACGGCGCGAUGAUGAGGCAUCAGGAAAAGGAGGUAAACUUCCAGACCCGGAACAAGUGGUUGCUUUGGAUCUGAGUCUUAAAAGAACACAUAGUGAAAGUGGCUUUUCUGAUAAAAUGAAUUCUGACUUUAUGUUCAGAUGUCGAAGUCCUUCCAGCAAAAGUCCACAGAACAGAAGUCCUGUAGAACAUAUGCUUGUGCAACGCAACCAUGAUAGUAGUUUAAAAUCAAAGGAAAGAUGCUCUCCAUCAAUUGACACUAAUCAUGAUAAAGACUCCAAAAAAACUGUUCAUCAUAACUUAAUACCGAAAGAAGCACUAGUUAAUAUUUCAAAGAUGCCCAGCGAUUACAAUGCUCUUCCACCUCAAGUUAAUUUUUACCGCACCUCUUCUGAUCAGGGAAAUUUUGUUUUGUGCACGGACUGCUAUCAAGCUUUUCCAAAUAUAGGUAUGCUAUCUAUUCACCUUAUAGCUACAGGCCACAAAAGCAUGAAGUCUGUUAACACUCAAUUGUUACAAGAGCGUGGUUAUAAUGUCAUGAUGGCACCUAAAGGGAACUUAUUCAGCACCUGCUCUUUACGCAGACGACCGAAACCACCGGGAGGUUUUCGCACACGCGAUGUAUGUACUUAUCGGUGUGCUGUUUGUGGCCGGUCAUUUUGCGACUUUUUUGAAUACACUGUUCAUCUCAGUAAAACAAAACAUGAUAUGAAGCAGCAAUUAUCAAAUAAAGGAUUCGAAGCGAGACCAAAACUUGAAACCGGUGCUUUCCAAGAGGAAAUACCGGUUGCGCAGGUCAUGAAAUGUAUCGUUUGUCGUGAAUCUUUUCCUAACCUUGAGGACUUAACCAUGCAUAUGCUACGGACACAACAUUACAACAAAGUUCCCGGCCACAAAAGUGGGUACUCUCACCGGACUGAGGAUGUAACUGCUGCAGUAAGAAGAGAUAUGGAUGAUGAUGAGGAUGAUUUAAUGGAUACAGGUGAUAGCCCAACAGGAUUGAUGAUACCGGAUAAAGUAUGUGUUAUAUCGCGUGAUUCGCCAAAUUUCCAAGUAAUAAGUCAGGUGCCAAACAUGUCAGAAAACAAUGAAAUUUUGGCCUGUCAACCGCUAAAAGCUCAAAAGCCAUUGCACAGCUCCGAAUCGAACGCAAACAGGCAACGGUCUCCGUCAGACUCAGACGCAGAGGACCGGUGCCAAUCCGAUGAUCAAUUUUGCAGUGAAAAAUACUUAAUGGAUGGCUUGAGUUGGCGGAAAGGUCGACCAUUAAGAUGCACUCGUUGUACUCACACUUUUACGAACAUUCAAAGACUCUCUGCACACAUGAAACAAUCAGGGCACUACCUUAACCAUAUUCCAGAUCAGAAACCGUCGUGGAAAACGAUGCAACAGCGGCUGACAGGCAAUGGCACGUUUACUCAUUUGAAAUUGAUGAGUACUCAGCAACAGGUUGCUAACAAGCUGUCCGUCAACUGCACUAAUAGACCCGGGCAGGAAGAUACACAGUACAAUGGUGAAAAGGUCAAAUGUAGCCCGGAUGUUGAUGAGGGUUGCCAGGAAGAUACAGAUAACAAACAUGACAGAUUAGAGCCAACAAUAAGAAGUUCCAAUAACCAUCAGGAAGUCAAAAACCAAUCGAAGAGCAUGCCUCUUCCGGAUUACUUACCGAAGGAAAACUCCAUACAGCAGCUUUACUCGUUUGUACAUAAUGAAGUACCGCCCUCUAUGAGCUCACAAGCUCAGGUCCAUGCACCUGUUAAGAAAUAUGUUGACCCCGAUGAUUUUGUUGUGAUACUUCCAACAGGGUCGAAGGUCAAUACAGACAAAAUGUCUGAGAAUCCCUUAGGAAAUCUAGCAUGUAUGGUGCAAACAGCAAAAGAGAUGAACUUUGAGAAACGUGCAUUUUCCAGUAACGUGGACAGGUGGGUGACACGAGCUGUGGAUGACAUAGAAGAUGAGGUCAGAACAAUCCCCAGUACAUUAACAGGAUUACCCAAGUGGUACUCGGCCCAACGUAUGCAUUUUCGCCGCAUGAAUCGAAGCAACUCUCAGGAGACCAUGUCUGAUAAGACGGAUAUUGAGAGCAGCCAUUCAGAGGAGAAAGAUACACCAAGUAUUAAGACUGAAUCAACGGAUGUUGACCUUGAAUCGAGCAAUAAGAUGAUUGAUGGGAGUAUGUACACCGCUAAUACCCUGAUUGAGAAACUUGUCAAUGACUCAGACGACACCGAUGCAGAGAAGGCUGAUGAAAUUGAGCAGGAUAAAACUAUUAAGCAUAGUAUCCACCCACCGCAUGAUUCAAACUGCCGUUAUAGUCCCUUGUCUGUUCUUUCACGCCGAGCGACCGGGUCAGUUGAAAAUGUUCAGGGGAAAAAUGACAUUAGUAGCCAUGAGUCUGACUAUGAAGAUGACUCAAUUAAUAAACUAUCUGUCAAAUCUGAGCCGGUAAGAAUAUGGCCUGAGCCUGGAUCGGGAGUUAUCGUACGGCGAUCCAUCGAUGUUCAAAAACCAUCCGAGCCUAUGGAAACUGAUGCAAAAGAUCAUGCAAAACAAAACUGUUCAGAUCCUCUUCCGCAAAAUUUGUCAUCUCCUGUCAGAGAAGAACUUCGCAAAACUGAAAGUCCAUUGGACAAACUUGUCACGUCUGUCAGCGAAAUUCCAAUGACGAGGGAAGAAAAUGGAAAUUACGAAAUAAGGACCACUACAACUAGUGUUAAAUCUAAAAUUAGUAUAAAAGAGGAGCAAGUUUCUAAAACUUUGACAAGGAAAAAACAUGAAAACACUGGCCCUGUUCAGUACAUCCGGCCUCAGGAUAGCAACGACCCGUUUUGUAUGUCCGACCCUCUCAGCGAGAUAGACAAGCUAGUGUCGAAUACCACUGGUGUCUCUGGUAGCAAAUCUCUAAUGCCAGUCAAAAUGGGCAAAUUCCUCAAAGAUAUUAAACCCAACGUGUCUGCAUUUAGGCCUAGUCAGCAAUACUUUAGGGAGAUGUACACACCUAGUAACAUAGCAAGUGACCCUCUGAAGGAGAUGGAUAGAAUGGUCAAUGCAACCACAUGAAUUAAGGUCAUUGUGUCAUAUGAAUAUUCUUUAAAUAAACUAAACCAACUGUUGAUUGGUCAGAAAAUUAUUUAUAAUUACUUCUAUGUAUUUAUAUUUUAUUCAUAAAUAAUUUAAAAAUGUAUGUUUAAAUGAAAAAUUAAUUAUUCCUGAAAAUCAAGAGAUAUUGGGAUUUUAAGUCUUUUUAACUAAAUUAAAAAUUAUAACCAAUUUCCCCAAAAUUAGUG
Messenger RNA from Anneissia japonica, 3860 nucleotides. Its product is annotated as teashirt homolog 1-B-like. Gene Ontology annotation, molecular function: DNA-binding transcription factor activity, RNA polymerase II-specific; DNA binding. The transcript has 2 exons. Gene Ontology annotation, cellular component: nucleus. NCBI's taxonomy places the organism in Eukaryota, Metazoa, Echinodermata, Crinoidea, Comatulida, Comatulidae. The record is from RefSeq and is a predicted model, not a curated record. The coding region runs from base 295 to 3633 and encodes 1112 amino acids. Gene Ontology annotation, biological process: regulation of transcription by RNA polymerase II.